This is a messenger RNA of Alternaria burnsii, 2970 nucleotides long. RefSeq lists its product as uncharacterized. The transcript has 4 exons. Lineage: Eukaryota; Fungi; Ascomycota; Dothideomycetes; Pleosporales; Pleosporaceae. Gene Ontology annotation, molecular function: hydrolase activity, hydrolyzing N-glycosyl compounds. The annotation marks the transcript as partial. The record is from RefSeq and is a predicted model, not a curated record.
AUGUGUCAACGUCUCGCACCCCACAACAAUUUUGCGCCAACAAGAGCUAUACAUGUUGGAUCUGCAGGAGAGAAAGUGUGUCUUUGUGAUGACGUCGAGACGAUUGCUGGAGCCGCCUACACUGUACUCUCACACUGCUGGGGAAAGAAUCCGCAGCAGAUCAAGCUGACAAAGCAAACGGAGGAGACACUCAAGCAAGGAAUCGCCUUGUCUUCUCUGCCGAAAACCUUUCAGGAAGCCAUUGCAAUCACACGAAUGUUCCAAAUCCGGUGCAUCUUCCAGGAUGAUUUAGACGACUGGGCUGCAGAAGCUUCUCGCAUGCGCGAUAUCUAUAGCAAGGCUGACUUCUGUAUUGCAGCUACCGGUGCUGAAUCUGGAGAUGUUGGUCUUUUUUUUGAUCGUGAUUUCGAGCUACUCACACCGGUCAUAGUCGAGGCUACGUGGUCAAGCAAAGACGACUCAUCCGACUUGCCAACGCCAGUUUCAUACCUGUUCGGCAUUCAUCAACGUUCAGCAGAUACAGCAAUUGAUUCUGCGCCUUUGAAUCAAAGGGCAUGGGUUGCUCAAGAACGUUUUCUCUCCCCACGAACUUUGCAUUUUACGCGAUCUUUGCUUUUCUGGGAAUGUCACACAUCUCUCAAAAGUGAAAACGACAUAACGCCAGAAAGUAAGCAACGCAGCAGGUUGAAUGCACUUAGAGUGUCGCUCAACGACAAUCGAUGGCAAGAACCUGGCGUUGAGCCCAUACAAGACAUCGCCCUUCACAACACUAUCAAUGAUACCAAUAUGGAAAUGAUAAGAGAAGUCUACAGAAUGUGGGAUGGAUUUUUGACCCUCUACACUUCAUGCAAGAUCACCAAAGAGUCAGAUGUUCUAGUUGCACUAGUUGGCGUAGCAAACGAGGUUGGACAUGCUGUGAGUGACAAACUGGUUGCUGGGCUCUGGAAAGCAAAUUUCAUCAAAGAGCUGUGUUGGAGAUCACGCAGCAACCACAACUCGAGGCCUAGCGUAUGGCGCGCGCCAACUUGGAGUUGGGCGAGCGUGUCAGGUAGGAUCUCAAGUCCUCCAUUCGAAUAUUCCACCAAUGUAUGCGAUAUGGCAGCAGUUAUCGAACUCUCUGUUUUGACAAAGCCUUCCGGAGAAGUCGAGCAAGGUUCAGUGCUUGUGAAAUGCAGACCUGUUCCAGGCACUAUUCACCAUGGCGGAACAGAAUACUAUUAUACCGGGUUCACCUUCGACAGAAGUAUCUCAAGUUCUCAUUCAGCAGAAUCUAGUAUUCCUCGAGAGUAUGGGUCGGUGCAAGUUCUGCUUGAUGUUCUAGAUGCGCCUUGUUACAACGCUGAUCAAGUGAUCGACGCUCAACUGCUUGUGCUCUUGAGAGGGGAACUCAGCUCCAUGUAUUCGAUGGAACCUCAGGGACCGUUUGAACUGAAAGGAAUUCUUGUAGUGGAGUCCGAGAACCAUGCGGGUGCUUUUGAAAGGGCUGGGUUUUUCGAAGUGUUGAAUGGAGCUGCGGAGUCAGUGCUGGCAGCGUACGACCAAGCUCGCGUUCAAAACAUCUUGCUUGUUUAUAUGAGGUUUGACACACUCCUGCUUGGAGGCCUCUGCGCCAUAUCGAAUUUUCCAUACGCCUCAUCAGCACCGCGCUCUGCUCGCUCUACUCAACAUGUCCCGGAAGUCAAGAAUCGCAUAUUCGUUCUAACAGACAUUGGUAACGAACCCGACGACUCAAUGUCUCUGGUCCGGCUACUCGUGCAUUCCAACCUCUACCAGAUCGAAGGCUUAGUAGCAAUAACUUCAUUCUGGCUUCCCAAUGCUACGCUUCCCAAUAUGAUCCACGACAUCGUAGACGCAUACGGAGCCGUUCAGUCAAACCUGCAAUCGCACAGCAACACCUCCUUCCCAACAGUCGACGACUUGAAAAGCAAGAUUGGCACCGGACCCUCCGUCUACGGCAUGCAAGCCUUACAUCAACUGGAAAAAGGAGCGAAUAUCACAACCGGCACCCAAAUGUUGAUUAACGCCGUCGACGCUUCCCCCUCACCACUAUACGUACAGCUCUGGGGCGGAGCCAACACCCUCGCCUCCGCGCUCUGGACCGUAAACCGCACUCGCUCAGCCUCAGAACUAGAGACGUUUACCUCCAAGCUCCGUGCCUACGCCAUCUCAGACCAAGACGACACAGGCCCUUGGAUUCGCCGUAACUUCCCUAGUAUGCGGUACAUUGCCUCGCGCCAUGGAUUCAACCAAUACCCAGUCGCAGCGUGGGUCGGUAUAAGUUCCACAUCCGUAGAUCCAGGGGGUCCAAACAACGACAUCGUGUCGCAGGCGUGGCUCACAGAGAACAUCCAGAUUGGCGAGCUAGGCAAAAAAUAUCCCGACAUCGCGUAUGUGAUGGAAGGUGACUCGCCCAGUCUGCUUUACCAUAUUCCCAACGGCCUGGGAAACCCCGAGUACCCGGAGUGGGGCAGCUGGGGCGGGAGGUACACGAGUAACCCACUCGAUGGCGAUGCAGCUGCGCAGCAGUACGGCGAUGCUGUGGAUAUGGCACAAGGUGUGAACGGCGAGAUGUUCCUUACGAACCACGCGUCAGUGUGGAGGUGGCGCGGUGCGUUCCAGCACGAGUUUGCUGCUAGAAUGCAGUGGACGCUCAGCCCUUGGAGUCCUGGUUCUAACACCACGCAUCCACCCGUGGUGUUGCUGAAUGGAACGUCUGGCCCGGAUGCGUUGCAUCUCAACGUCAGUGGUGGGGAAAACAUGACGCUAGAUGCUUCGGAUUCGUACUCGCCGGACAUGGGCGCUCGUCUUAAUUUCACCUGGUUCCAAUACUCGGGUCCGUCUUCAUACCAAUCCUCGCCGAGCGAUGUCCCCACGGUCAACUUGACAGAUGUCUCAGGGCCGGAUGCGAGCGUCGUGCAUUUCACAGUGCCCCCUAUAGUCAAGAAGAAAAACGCUGAAAAAAUUGUGUAC